AUGCUAUCGAUUUCGAGCAGGAGCAAAGACCUCAGCGACAGCGGAGAGGCUUGCACAAGGUUCUGGCGCGCGCGAUCAGGAAGCAUGCGAGACGUACCCACCGAUGACAACGUCGUACCCCGGGUCAUUCGAUCGCAGCAAGUUUCUAUAGAGGGCUGCACUCGCUACGCAACACGGAGCAGAGGCCCAUCUAUUGAUCCUCCGAGGACGUUUGAUCGUCCCCAAACCCGUCUACUAAAGCGGCCCCGCAUCAGCUACGAGGCAUUCUCUGCCAAAUUCGCGUCAUCGGCAGCCCCGAUCCCCAGUAUUGAGGAGCUGCCAAGCCCUCAACCGCCAUCGCCUGCGCCCACGGCGGCGACGCUAGCUCUUUUGCCUGGCAAGGCCGAGGAACCACAAACCCAGGAAACAGCUCCCAUCACAACCACGGUAGGGUCAUCGUCGCUGCCUGGCACGCUUUAUAAAGCGACGACGCCGGACAUCAUGUCCACGCCCUUAAGUGAUACCGACGCAGACGGCACAAACACAGCCAUGGCCUUCCCUACCAACAGCAACGCCUCCCCUACGCGCCGCGCCGGCGCCAACACAUAUUCACCUCCCCGUCCCUCUCCGCUCCGCGCCAUGGAGACGGCUGGUGCCGAGCCCGCGCGCUCUCACUCCACCAUCGCGGCCGCGCCACUCCGCUCCUCCCCGCCCCGAGCCACGAUCACAGUAGACGCGGCGCUGGCGGCCCAGCGUGCCCCUGACACGGUCCCCCUGCCCCCGCCCCCGCCAACAACGGACGUCGACAUGGUGGACGAGCUGGCCGCGCCCGCAACCUCCCAGCCGGCCCCCCAAUCCUCUCCUCAAGGCGCUGAAGGCCCGAGCAGCGCGUCGGCGCCGCCUACUUCCCUACCUGACCCCGAUGGGCUCACCAUGUACCAGCAGCGCCAGUGGUAUAUCGACGCUGUCGUCCUCUUUGGCGCGAAGACACCAAACAGUGACCCUGCUGUGAACUGGGAGUACACGGUGCCGUGGGCGUGGAGGGACGCGCGGCUGGAUGAGACGGAGGAGAUGCGGGCGGAGCGGAAGAGGAUGUGGAGGAAUUUGCGGGAGUGGAGUCGCUUGGAUGAUUCGUGAGUAUUGAUGUUGUGUGCACGGAUGUGUUUAUAGAGGAUUGUGCUAAACGAUUUUGUAUAGCUUUCGAUGAUUCUUGGAUGGCUGUGCAGAGGCCGCUGUCGCUGCGCGAGGGGAUGAAAC
Molecule: messenger RNA, 1236 nt
Organism: Aplosporella prunicola CBS 121167
Lineage: Eukaryota; Fungi; Ascomycota; Dothideomycetes; Botryosphaeriales; Aplosporellaceae
Exons: 2
Coding region: 1-1116 (371 amino acids)
Source: RefSeq, a predicted model, not a curated record